UCAUUUCUUCUUAAACUCUUCCACAUCCCUCUCCUCAACCAUGAACUCCGAUCUCGACCCAACUCGUAAUCCAUUCUCUUCUCGUUUUCCUCGUUCAAGGCUUAUGCGACUUUGUCUGGAUGAUAUGAAUGCCUCUGCUCAAAGGCGGGCUCUGUUAAUGCGUGGCAUGUUUACUCUCUUAGCUCAAUAUCUCGACGACGACGACGACGAAGACGAAGAGGAGGAGGACGAGGAUCCCCAAGAACAAGCCGGAGAACAAGACCCACUCGCUAACGGGAAGCGGCGACGCUCAACUACUCGAAACCCAAACGACGACGUUCCGCGCAAGGCCCACGCUGGUCCCCACUCGCCUUCGUUGACAAGCGACGCGGAGAGCCCAUUUAAACCAGAGAACUCGCUCAUUCGAAGAACAAAACCCGACACGUCGUUUAUCGUCCACCCGAAAAACCCGGAAAUGGAGUCGCCGGAGCAGAUCUUCAUUCUUUCGGGGCAGAGCAACAUGGCUGGUCGGGGCGGCGUGAUCCGGGACCACAGCCACCACAACCACCAGCACUGGGACGGCGUCGUUCCGUCGGAGGCUCAGCCCGACCCUUCGAUCCUCCGCCUCAACGCUCACCUCCACUGGGAGGCGGCGCGUGAGCCUCUCCACGCCGACAUCGACUCCAAGAAGGUGUGCGGUUUGGGUCCGGGAAUGUCGUUCGCCAACGCGGUGAGGGGGCGCGUGGAGGGGAAGAUUGGGCUGGUGCCGUGCGCGGUUGGCGGCACGGCGAUCAAGGAGUGGGCGCGUGGGGAGCAUCUGUACGAGAACAUGGUGAAGAGGGCGCGUGAGAGCGUGAAGAACGGGGGAGAGAUCAAAGGGUUGCUGUGGUACCAGGGGGAGAGCGACACGUCGUCUCAGCAUGAUGUUGAAGCGUACCACGAGAACAUGGUUAGGCUUAUUGAGAAUGUGCGCCGGGACCUUGCUUUGCCUUCACUUCCAGUAAUCCAGGUGGCUAUUUGUUCCGGUGAUGAGAAGUACUUGGAGAAAAUUAGGGAGAUUCAAUUGGGGAUGAAGGUUGAGAAUGUUGUGUGUGUGGAUGCUAAGGGAUUGGAGCUGAAAGAUGAUCAUCUUCACCUGACCACCGAGGCUCAAGUUCAGUUGGGUCGGAUGCUGGCUGAUGCUUACCUCAAGCAUUUUGGAUCAGCUAAUUCCCAUCAUCCUGCCCUUUAGCGUAAACAAUGAAAUUUCUUCGAUAUGUCAAUGCUUUGAAGCUUUCUUUUUGUUCGUUGCUAGUAUGAUUGUGAGUCUGUCAUCAUUGUCAUUUGGUGCUUUGGGCUGGAAUCAAUGGUAGAGGAGUUCCACAGAAAAGACCAACCAUGAAAGAAGCCCUAGACAAAAGUAUUUCGUCAAACUAGUUAACUAAUUAUAAUGUAUUUCGAGGUGUCCCACAAAAGUGGUUUUAUGUUAGAGCAUUUGCUUUGCUGA
Rosa chinensis is the source of this 1465-nucleotide messenger RNA. Its product is annotated as probable carbohydrate esterase At4g34215. The transcript has 3 exons. Lineage: Eukaryota; Viridiplantae; Streptophyta; Magnoliopsida; Rosales; Rosaceae. The record is from RefSeq and is a predicted model, not a curated record. The coding region runs from base 41 to 1210 and encodes 389 amino acids.